AUGCGCGCGCUCCUCGGUCUCCUCUCCAUCGCCGUCCCGAUUCUCGUCGCGCUCGUCCCUGCCGUCCAUUCCCGGGAGUUCUCGUCUACGGUCUACAACAGCGGCGAAGGCCGCGAGACUCCACGCACGCCCGUCCACGCCGUUUUCCACGGCACGUGGGAGGCUGCUGACGUGGCUCUCGUGAAAGAUUUCAUCAGCGCGCUGCCAGCUCAAGGCUAUGACUCGCAGGCUCAGCUGGGAGCCGUAGCCAUUGAUAACCACCACUAUGACGACACCGCACUCGAAGCCGUCCAGCACCAGAUCGACAUCGGCGCGCUUCCAUUCGACCGCGCCGCGCUCUACCUGCUGGUUACCAGCGGCGACGUCGCAGUAUCCAUCGCCGGCGAAACCUUCUGCGAAGACUACUGCAGCAAGCAGUCAUCACUUGAACUCCACGGAGCCGAUGGGUCGUUCGGAGAAGUCAAAUUUCUCCAAGCGGGUGACGUGGCUGCGCGCUGUCCCGACCGCUGCACCUUCCGCGGCGCCCGAGGAUCUGAACCCAGUCCCAUCCGCCAUCUGCUUCGCCAUCUUGGCUCGGCAAUCACCGAGGCUCUUCCAGCCACGGUUGCCGAGCCAUCUGCUUCCGGUUCGGCAGUGGAGCAGGAGGAGAACGUCACUACCGCCAAGAUGUGUGCCGCCUUCCCAACAGAGACCUUCAUUCAUGCCAUCCCGUACGGGAGCAACUCUUCAGGCGUUUCUUCAGGUGCACAAGCAGACGGCAUGGCCACAUGCGCAGCUUCUUCCAUGGGAUCCGUGGUUGUGCCUCCAACAGCUGCUGGCCGGGCCAAGUAA
Molecule: messenger RNA, 831 nt
Organism: Closterium sp. Yama58-4
Lineage: Eukaryota; Viridiplantae; Streptophyta; Zygnematophyceae; Desmidiales; Closteriaceae
Source: the annotation of a GenBank genome assembly